Dendrobium catenatum is the source of this 1184-nucleotide messenger RNA. RefSeq names its product RNA-binding protein 2. Lineage: Eukaryota; Viridiplantae; Streptophyta; Magnoliopsida; Asparagales; Orchidaceae. Gene Ontology annotation, molecular function: mRNA binding. The record is from RefSeq and is a predicted model, not a curated record. Bases 120 to 902 code for a protein of 260 amino acids. The transcript has 6 exons.
UCCCAAACAAAAAAUAAUAAAAACUGUGAAAGGGAAAUUAGGGUUUAAGGGGGCGUGGAGAUCUUCGUCGUCGUCCGUCUCCCUCGUGAGUUGCAAGGAGCUCUCUCUUUACGGCAGUCAUGGACGCUACCUACUGGAUCCGUCAGCCUGUUCAGCAAUCUCUGCUGUGCAGCGCCGAAGCGGCCGCGGACCGAAUAGAUGCCAUAACUGGAGCUCCUGGUCAAGAAGCUCAAGUCUUUAUGCCACGAGAUGAACAUGCUAGAAUACAAGCCAUGAAGGACACCAGAAUACUAGGAACUUCAUAUGAUCACUAUCUUCAGAAUGCACAACAGUUAUCAUCUUAUGGUUCUGCUCAAGCUGGUGAUGCAGGUUUGGGUAGAUCUGUCGGUGGAGAAGUGUAUGGAUUCAGAGGAGGAAAUGCAAGCCUUUCUUACCAGGACCCAGUCAUCUUAACUGGUCCUGGUUUCAGGUCCUUGGGACCCCAAGACAUGGUGGCAAAUAGUAGUUUGCCUGCGGGUUUUCGCAGCCAUGUCCCUGUUGAUCCUAUGGUUAGGCCAGUUCUUCCUGAAAGAGAGAUCCCACUGCCACAUGAUGCUUCAAAUACUUUGUUUGUUGAAGGGCUUCCCCGUGACGCAACAGAGAGGGAAAUAGCACAUAUUUUUCGCCCCUUUCGGGGAUACAAGGAAGUUCGGGUAGUGAAGAAAGAACCAAAAUAUGAUGGUGGAUACCCCGCUCUUCUCUGUUUUGUGGAUUUCACUACUCCAUCAUUUGCCAUGACUGCUAUGAAUGCUGUGGAAGGAUACAAGAUGGACCUUCACGACCCAGACUCAUGGGCUCUGCGUCUGCAGUUUGCGAAGUUCCCUGGUCGGAGACCUGGCCAUGGCUUCCAUGGCAGGAGAUAGACGAGAUCAACCUUUUGUUACAGCUACCCUUUUUUCUUUUCCUUGAAGCUGCAGCUGUACCCUUUCCAAUUGAUGAGCGAAGCAGAGUGCCUGCUUCUAAGGGAUAUUUUAGCAGUUCGUAAUCUUUAGCACUUGUAGUUUGUGAUGGACCAUUUUUAUUCCAGGGGAUGUGUUCACUCGCUGUGUUUUAAUUUGAACUGUUAGCUGAAGUGUUUUAUUUAAUGAUUUGGUCGGAACUUCCUAACUAAACUAUAUCAAAUCACUGCCAAUUUACCCUGCAAA